This is a messenger RNA of Chelonoidis abingdonii (Abingdon island giant tortoise), 2978 nucleotides long. RefSeq names its product zinc metalloproteinase-disintegrin-like NaMP. Gene Ontology annotation, biological process: proteolysis. The record is from RefSeq and is a predicted model, not a curated record. Gene Ontology annotation, molecular function: metalloendopeptidase activity. NCBI's taxonomy places the organism in Eukaryota, Metazoa, Chordata, Testudines, Testudinidae. Gene Ontology annotation, cellular component: plasma membrane.
CCCUCCUUCACUGCAGAAGGCAGGGCAGGUUAAAGUAGGAAGAAGCUAGGGGCCAGUCUUUCUCAAAGCAAGGAGACCGCUUUCCAGGCUUAGCUGACAUGAUUAAAGUACUUCUGAUUUCUACAGUAUUGCUCCUUUCUCAACACCGAGGGACUGCGCGAAGGGAAUUACCUGGGGUGAAGGACUACGAAGUGGUAUAUCCACACAAACUACACAUGUUACAUAAAAGAGAUGUAGCAGGAAAUCAAAAUCCCAACAACGGGGCAAGAUAUGAUGACAGGAUGCAAUAUGAAAUUAAAGUCAACGGCGAGAAAGUGAUACUUCAUCUAGAAAAAAAUAAGGAUCUAUUUGCCAAGGACUACUCUGAAACUCAUUACUCACAUGAGGGUCAAGAAGUGACAACAAGUCCUCAGAUCAAGGACCACUGUUUUUACGACGGUCACAUCCAAAAUGAUAAUGACUCAGAAGCAAGCAUCAGUGCCUGCAGUGGUUUGAAAGGAUAUUUCAAGACCCAUGGUCAGCGAUACCUUAUCCAACCCCUGAAGCUCAUAGACAGUGAGGAACAUGCAGUCUUUAAAUAUGAAAACCUGGAAGAUGUUGAAGGCCCAAAAACUUGUGGCGUAACCAACACUACCUGGGAAUCAGAAGAUCCUAUCAAAAAGUCCUCUAGAUCCAGCACCAGUCUGGAAAAACAGGAAUAUCUGAAAGCAAAGAAGUAUGUUGAAAUCUACAUAGUUGUAGACAAUGCUGCGUAUAGGAAGUACAACCGCAACAUGACGAGUAUAAGAACACGGGUUUUUGAAAUAAUCAAUUACAUCAACAUGGUUUAUAAAGCCAUAAACAUUCACGUGGCUUUGAUUGGUCUAGAAAUCUGGUCAGCUGGGGAUCCAUUCACUGUGAAUUCUUCAGCCGGUACCACGUUGGACAAAUUCUCAACAUGGCGUCAAACGGACCUGCUGAAACGGAAGAAUAAUGACAAUGCUCAGUUACUCACAGCGAUUGACUUUGAUGGGCCAACAGUAGGACUGGCCUUUGUGGGAACCAUGUGCAGUUCUACUCAUUCCUCAGGCAUUGUUCAGGACCAUAAUUCCAAUCCAAUUUCAAUUGGGGCCACCAUGGCACACGAGAUGGGGCAUAAUUUUGGUAUGAAUCAUGACACUAGCUUCUGUCAAUGCAAUUCUGGAUCUUGUAUCAUGGCAGCACAACUCAGCUACAACAUCCCCAAGGAUUUUACUGCAUGCAGCCUCCAGGAUUUUCAGAAAUAUAUUUUGGACCGAACACCAGUAUGCAUCACCAAUAUGCCUGCCCUGAAAGACAUAGUAGCACCCCCUGUUUGUGGGAACAACUUUGUAGAGACAGGAGAAGAAUGUGACUGUGGAACUCCAGAGGAAUGCACAAAUAGCUGCUGUGACGCUGCAACGUGCAAGCUGAAGCCGAAUGCUAAAUGUGCAUUUGGAGAGUGCUGUGAAAACUGCCAGCUUAAAAGAGCAGGGACUCUUUGCCGACCUAUAAAGCAUGACUGUGACCUGCCCGAGCUAUGUACUGGCCAGUCCCACCAAUGCCCAGUGGAUCGAUUCAGAGUCAACGGCUACCCUUGCAGAGAUGGCCAGGGUUACUGUUACAUGGGGAAAUGCCCCACCCUGCUGAGCCAAUGCAUUGCUCUUUGGGGAUCAGGUGCUACAGUUGCUGUAGACUCUUGUUAUAAGACUAACCAGAACGGAGUUUAUUAUGGACACUGCAAAAAGGCAAACGGCACGUUCAUCCCCUGUGCAAAAAAAGAUAUACAGUGUGGGAAGUUAUUUUGUACUGGUGGUUCACGAAUGCCUACAGCUGGAAACCUACUAUCUUUUGACUCAUGCAAAGGCAGUUUUCCUAAUGACAAUAAUGAAGACACAGGCAUGGUCGCUGCUGGAACUAAAUGUGGCAAUGGAAUGGUGUGCAGCAAGGGACAAUGUGUUGAUAUCGAACGAGCCUACAAAUCAACCAACUGUUCCGCCAAGUGCAAUGGGCAUGCUGUGUGUGACCACGAACUGGUAUGUCAGUGUGAAGAAGGAUGGGCACCGCCCAACUGCGAUAGCUCCACAACAGUUCAAUAUUUCGCCAUCAUUGCCGGUGUGCUAGCUGCCCUUGCUGUCAUUGUGAUAGUCGCUGUUUUAAUCAUCCGCUACCGAAAUACUAAGAAGAAGCAAGCUCAGAGUGGCCAGAGCAGAGGUGUAUCUGGAGAGACAAAUCCAGGCUUCUCAGGGCAAGAACAGAAGAGAAGACCGAACGUUGCACCCAUCCAGGAGGUCCAUGACACAAGAUUCCUCCUUCCCACUCCUCCACGCCAGGCAAACAACCCACAAGUCUCUGUUAAUAUCCCAGAGGAGAGAUCCAAUGGCAGGCCAGCCAUCCACCAAAAUACAAAAAUGCCUAUCGUAAAGCCAACCAAUCCACCACCUCCAGUUCCUACCACCAAACCAGCCUUUUCUCCUGUCAUGGGUAAUUCUGUAGCACAGACAAAGUCCACUCCUUCACCAGUCCCUAAGGGCAAACCUGCACCCCCACCACAGGCUUUAAAACCACCAGUCAAACCCAGAGUAUGAAGCUACUGAAGAAUUAUUGAUCGAGAUUCCUGAAAUUCUGAGGGACUGUUUCCCUCUCUGUUCACCUUGUGGUUCCUGCCUUUGCCAAGGAAAUAACAGUCCCAAUAACUUUAUUUUUUUUGUAAAUGGACUGGCAAUUUCCUUGAAAGAAAAUGUGUUUUUUCACAUAAUGUUGUAGUCCUUGGAUAGUGACAUCAGCCUGCCAUUCCUGGCUUUCCUGAGGAAAAGCCAGGGGAAUAGCAAACUGCCCUGAGGGAUAGACCCUAUAUGAGUUUUUAAAACCAGCUCAGUAUGUGUUUUUGGUUGGACAUUAAAAAAACACCAAAAAACAAACAUCCUGUCAGGGUGAUUAAGCCCUGGAAUAAUUUGCCUAGGGAGGUUGUAGAAUCUCCA